AUGCUGGAAAGAAUUAAUGCUUACGUUGAAAAUCAGGUAUACAUAACGUUCUCAAAAGUGAUGAACUACAUUCUGUCCUUCAUUCUUCAGGCAUGUUGGAUACUUCUAAUCCAAAUCCAAAUGUUUCAGUUUCUUAUCUAAGUGCAGCGCAAAAUUCCUGUCAGAACUUGGAAACGAGUUAACCAAGCUUUAAGCUUUUACGUUACUGGAAAGAAAAGGGGAACCGAGUUGAAAGACGAGAAAGCGUAAUAAAGGAAGAACUGAAUACCGGAUUUUUUUUACCUUUACAGAAGGAAAAGAGAUAAGAUAUCAAGAAAAUAAUCUUAUUUUCAACAGGACUUCUGCAAGCCAUCCAGAUGGCCGCCGUUGAGUGAAUUGAAGAUGACGCUUGGAGGGGUGGGUGAAUCGUGUCUUGAGACCUGCCUCAAGAAAAAGCUGAUAUGCGAACCGCAGUUCUUUGUGUCCUUAAAUACAAAAGCAACGCUUCUUGUAAGGUAACUGUAGCGCUGCUAGGCGUCUUUGACUUUAACGGGAUUAUUAUAUAGAGAAAAUUCCAGACCAUUUGUAGUGUAGAAAACCGCNUUUUUUACCUUUACAGAAGGAAAAGAGAUAAGAUAUCAAGAAAAUAAUCUUAUUUUCAACAGGACUUCUGCAAGCCAUCCAGAUGGCCGCCGUUGAGUGAAUUGAAGAUGACGCUUGGAGGGGUGGGUGAAUCGUGUCUUGAGACCUGCCUCAAGAAAAAGCUGAUAUGCGAACCGCAGUUCUUUGUGUCCUUAAAUACAAAAGCAACGCUUCUUGUAAGGUAACUGUAGCGCUGCUAGGCGUCUUUGACUUUAACGGGAUUAUUAUAUAGAGAAAAUUCCAGACCAUUUGUAGUGUAGAAAACCGCCGUAGAGUUCUGUCAGGAAUAGCCCAUGUUCGAUAUAUUGAAAUUCUAACAUGACACCGAGGCUUUAGCGUUAAAAUUGCAAAUUUUUUAAGAAUUCAUUGUCUCGCAAUUCUCAAAAGAGACUUGAGCACAAAGAAAACCAAACCAAAUAUAGAAAAAUGACCAGAAAGCCCCGGAGUCAUGUUAGAAUUUUAAUAUAUCGAACGUGGGCUUUUGACACAUUUUAAUCCUGCCCGACCUUGCACUCAGUGGCAACACGUUUCCCGCGCUCUCUCAUUUUUAUACGUCCUGGAUGCAAGUUCCGGAUGCCAGUCACGAAAAAUCGCUGUGCACUACAACAUUGCCGUGACUAGAGAUUAUCCGUUUGUUUUUUCCCCUGACGCUCCUAGAACUAAUAAAUUAAAGUACGUACAGACAUCAAACUUGACUCUAUCUCAGUCUAUAAUGAACUUGGUGAAAAUCCCUUUUCUUUUUCAUUUUAGGGCUGGCUUUGAGUGUGGAUCUGUCGAAUCACUCGAAAGCCUAGUGGCGCCAUCACUGAACACAACAAACAACAUCUGUCUACUACAGAGCCAACCACUGCUCUUCAGUUGCCGAGCAGCCAGGCCUGGUGUUAUCCGAGUCUGUCCCUGUCGUUCGUACCGCGUAGAACAAGUGGCUUUGUGUGAAACAUGUUAG
Porites evermanni is the source of this 1567-nucleotide messenger RNA. The record is from the annotation of a GenBank genome assembly. Lineage: Eukaryota; Metazoa; Cnidaria; Anthozoa; Scleractinia; Poritidae.